Molecule: messenger RNA, 2327 nt
Organism: Pseudoliparis swirei
Lineage: Eukaryota; Metazoa; Chordata; Actinopteri; Perciformes; Liparidae
Exons: 10
Coding region: 93-1841 (582 amino acids)
Source: RefSeq, a predicted model, not a curated record
UGUCGCAAAACCUUGAGGUCUGCCAUCGCCCGGUGCUGCACAUUUCCACCGUCUCAGAAGCCGGCACGCAGUGACGAUCCAAACUCAAGCAGAUGGGGAUACUCGAUGUGUUGAUAAUAGGGGGUGGCCCUCAUGCCUUGACCCUCGCCAGCUUGCUAUCCAACCCUGACCCUGAUCCACACUCAGACCCCGGACCUGACUUACCCCUCUUCUCCUCCUCUUCCUCCUCGGACCCUCCGGGGCCUCAGACAAACCCAGAAACAUCCAACCACAAACACUGCGGUGGCAGGAAGAGGAGAGCAGGAGCUGGCCUGACGCUGAAGGAGCGCCUAGACAAGUCAACGAUACCAGAGCGGGUCGACUUGCCCCCGAUGAGUCUCCGAGUCGUGGAUUCUUAUGGAGAGUGGGCCACUGUGUGGGAGAGCCAGUUCACAGCUCUGAACAUCCCUCAUCUGCGCUCACACAUACUGGUGCACACAGACCCUCUCAACAAGAAAGCCCUGCAGGAGUUUGUUUUAAAGUCGGAUCGCUCUGCAGAGCUUCACAGUCUUCCAGACCAGGUUUACAUUCUGGACGAAAACGCAUUUUUCAAUGACAUGAGGCUCGGCAAGAAAGAGAGGAAACGCCUCAACAUCACCACAACACUUAAGAAGAGUGUAUCCUUCAGUCUGCCAGGAACCAAUCUAAGUGUGGAUUUCUUUAAAGAUCAGGUGGAGAGAUACCACUUGGACAAAGUGCUGCUGAAGGGAACAGUGGAGCACAUCACCCCCGUGGUGGAGGACGGGGCGGACUGUGAAGCCAGGAGAGCGACCGAAAGGAAGAGGGUGAGGUAUUUUCAAGUCCACCUUCAAGAGGGCAUCAUCCUAAAAGCCCGCCAGGUCGUUAUGGCGACAGGCCCGACCCGUGCCCAGAUGGCGAACAUCCCUUCAUGGGUGAAGAGCAUUGCAGAGAGCUACCCAGAGGAGCGCUUGCAACACACAGUGCACCUCAUGCACCAGCUGCCAACCGCUCGGCAAAAAUAUAAAGAGACUUUUCCCACUCAAGACGUGUCUGUAGUGUGUGAGGCAGGGCAGAGAGUAAUGGUAGUUGGUGGAGGUCUGACCAGCGCUCAUAUCGUCUCGAUUGCCCUGCAGCAAGGUGCCAGCCAUGUGACAUGGGUCAUGAGGAAGCACCUCCAGUUAAAGCAGUUUGACGUGGGCGACGUGGAGAGCCUGGUGGGCCGUUACUCCCACGUGGAGCACGGCAUCAAGAUGGAUGGCCAAGCCUACCUGAGGCAGUUCUACAAUGAGCGGAGCCUCCACAAACGGCUGGCUAUGAUCCGCCAGGCGAGGAAAGGAGGGGCCGUUACCCCGGAGGCCUACGUCCACCUGCAGCCGUUCAUCCUGAAUGGACGGGUGGACGUGAAGACGUACUGUCAGGUGAGUGAAGCCAGCUGGUGCUACAGGAGUCAGGCCUGGAGCAUCUCACUCAGCACUGGGCACCACUGGACUGGAGAUAUGAUCUGGCUCGCCACCGGCUGCCAACUUGAUGUCAAACAGGACCCCUUGCUCUCUGGGGUGAUGAAGGAAUUCCAGGUUCAGGUGAUAGAUGGCUGGCCGUGCAUAUCGGAGAGCUUACAGUGGGCAGAGGGGUGCCCCUUCUACCUGAUGGGGCAGUAUACGGCUCUUCAGGUUGGACCUCAUGCAGUCAACCUGGCCGGUGGACAGGCUGCCAGCAUGCGAAUCGCCAAAGACAUCAUGCGCCGUUGGCAACAGGACAAUUCAGAGGCUUCUGAACUGAGUGGGGUGAAAUCUAAAACCGAAGAAUAUAUUCAACAGAUGCAAGGCCUAUUAUGGCUUUAAUGUUAUUAGUCAUCUAUGCUCCGUGUCUUAUGAUGUGAGUAGAUUUGAGCUGCUUUUGUUUCUUUUAUUUGUCUAUGUGAAAGUUACUGCAUUACUCACUCAUUGGUCAUUUUGUAAUCUUCUUUUCUUGCAGUGAUGACUGUUUUGCCUAGUUUCAACGUGUAUGUCAGUUAGUUUUGAGGUGGAUUAUUUCUUAUUGUAAGUAAAAUGUUUUUUAUUUCCCAUCUACCUCUGUUUAAGGACAGCACUUGUUCCAAAAGGUAUGGGUCAGAGGCUUGUUAAAGCCGGCGCCCAGUACACAGUCUGCUGUGUUGGUACCUGGCACUUUGUGUGUGGUCGUAUUUCAUUGUCAUUUUGCAUUGAUUGAAAUUUCCCCAGCUCAGUACUACUGUCCCUCAACCCCCUGAUUAUCAGUUAUUGUACUUCAUACAUGCAAAGUGGUUGGGUAUUUCUAAUUAUAUUUAAUACAAACACAAUUGUCAUUAA